GAAGCAGACGCGGCUAAGCUCCGGACUUCCUGUUUUGAGCUCGACUGCUGACUGGUAGAAAGGAGUGAUACUCGGAAGAUAGUAAAACUACCCAAUGAAACCGGAGUAAAAGUUCACUCAAAAUGAGCUGGAUCCCGUUCAAGAUUGGACAACCAAAAAAACAGAUUGUCUCUAAAACUGUUGAAAGAGACUUUGAGCGAGAAUAUGACAAACUCCAAAAGCUGGAGGAUCAGACAAAAAAGCUUCACAAAGACAUGAAGAAAAGCACAGAGGCUGAUUUAGCCAUGUCUAAGGCAGCAGUGAAGAUUUCUGCAGACCUCUUGAGUAACCCGCUGUGUGAGCAGGAUCAGGCCUUCCUGGAGUCUAUGACUGCUUUAGAUACAGCCAUGAGAAGGAUGGAUGCCUUCAACCAAGAAAAGGUCAACCAGAUCCAGAAGACUGUUGUCGACCCUCUGAAAAAGUACAGUAGUGUCUUCCCCAGCCUUAACAUGGCAGUGAAACGUAGGGAACAGACGCUGCAGGACUACAAGCGGUUGCAAGCCAAAGUGGAGAAAUACGAAGAGAAAGAAAAAACGGGGCCCGUGAUGGUCAAACUGCAUCAGGCAAAAGAGGAACUCCGACCAGUCAAAGAUGACUUCGAGGCCAAGAACAAGCAGCUCCUGGACGAGAUGCCCAAGUUCUACCAAAGCCGCAUCGACUACUUCCAGCCCAGCUUCGAGGCUCUCAUCCGGGCGCAGGUGGUCUAUUUCACCGAAAUGUACAAGAUUUUCAGCGAGUUAACAGACCAGAUCGACCAGGCAGGGUUGACUGACGAGCAGAGGGAGAGGGAGACUGAGGCCAAGCUCAGCGAGUUGCGUGCUCUGUCCAUUGUCGCCGACGACUGAGUGAGGAAAUACGAAAACGGACUCUUUUCAUGCCUCUCUGAAUGGAUUGCACUCUCUUCAAGCUCCUCCAGAGUUCAAACGGACAGCAGUGGCCUAAACCUGAUUAUCCAUUUGUUUCCUUGCGGCCUCAUCCCCGCCCCCAAUUGCUCUUGCACUACACCCUAAUCUUUCAUCAUCUCAGCAACUCAAAGCAGCUGAAUGCCACAUUAACUAAGCCAUCAGCCAAGUGCAACAUUAUAAGCCAAUAUGUUGUCGUUUAUUUUUAUUUUUUUUAGUAAAGGAAUCAGACAGAUCUCGUCAGAACUAAUUAACAAGGUUAUGCUUCAUGGUUUCAGAGGUAUCUAUAACCAUUUGUUUCUAAUGUGUAAAGUGAGCAAGGAAAUGUUUCUAUUAGUCACAUCUGCUUUGUUGGCAGCAGUGUGUGAAAUAUAGUUUUAUUAUCCAACUUUGAAAUUACACUGGAAGGUGUUAUGUAAUGUAGUGUAGGUUUAAAAAAAAAAUCUCUCAAUUUUGGUCUUUUCUGGUAAUCUGUGAGUUUAGCUCUGUGCCGUUCUGUGUGAGGGCUUUUUAUUGGGGUUCAUCAGAACACAUUAGCUCACCUGUGAUAACAUGUCUGACUUUGGAUAUAACAUUAAAAACGGUGUAAGGUGAGACCAUGCCCAAGGAGCGGUUUUGAAAGGUCGACCAUUCAGGCUUCAGACAUAUAUCCAGGUUUGUUUUUUUAAAUCCCACAAGUAAGAAAGAAAAAAAAAAAUCAAAGGCUGGUGCGCCCUCUAGUGGAAAUAAAGUGACCCAUAUUUUCCUUUUGUUCACACCAUCCAUCCUUUGUUCUAUUGUUGGUUAGAGUGUGUGUUAGCAAAGAAUCUCACACAUUGUUGGCAGCCUUAAAGUAUUUUCUCUGUAUCCUCUACAUCAGGGUUGGAACACAAAUGUUUUAUAGUGUCUCUUAUUUUUGGACCAAAUCACGUUCUCAUCAUAUGCCUUUGUUUCCACUUUCCAUCAGGUAGAGCCUUGGCAUGAUAACUACACUACA
Molecule: messenger RNA, 1917 nt
Organism: Oreochromis niloticus (Nile tilapia)
Lineage: Eukaryota; Metazoa; Chordata; Actinopteri; Cichliformes; Cichlidae
Gene: bin3
Product: bridging integrator 3
Exons: 9
Coding region: 123-884 (253 amino acids)
Biological process (GO): actin cortical patch localization; endocytosis; plasma membrane tubulation
Cellular component (GO): cytoplasm; actin cytoskeleton
Molecular function (GO): lipid binding; protein binding
Source: RefSeq, a predicted model, not a curated record